Gossypium raimondii (Peruvian cotton) is the source of this 1365-nucleotide messenger RNA. Its product is annotated as aluminum-activated malate transporter 14. Gene Ontology annotation, cellular component: plant-type vacuole membrane. The transcript is spliced from 6 exons. NCBI's taxonomy places the organism in Eukaryota, Viridiplantae, Streptophyta, Magnoliopsida, Malvales, Malvaceae. Bases 1 to 1287 code for a protein of 428 amino acids. Gene Ontology annotation, biological process: malate transport. The record is from RefSeq and is a predicted model, not a curated record.
AUGGGCUCGACUGUUAUAGAUAUUCCAGAUGGAGAAGGGGUUGUCCCUGGCUCUAAAGAAAAGAAGAAGAAAGUUGGUGACAUUUGCUGUCAAUUCCCCAUUGAUUUGUUUUUUAAAGAAAUGAAAAGUAAUAAGCAUAUGACGAGAAAAGUGAUUCAUAGUAUCAAGGUUGGUGUUGCUUUAGUUUUCGUUUCACUGCUCUAUCUACUUGAUCCUCUGUACAAGCAAGUUGGAGAAAAUGCCAUGUGGGCCAUUAUGACUGUCGUGGUUGUCUUCGAGUUCUUUGCAGGCGCUACACUAAGCAAGGGCAUAAAUCGAGGAAUUGGGACAGUAUUAGGAGGUGGACUGGGGUGUUUAGCGGCAAUUUUCGCCCAAGCAGUGGGUGGGGUUGGCAAAGCUAUAAUUGUCGGCAUUACUGUCUUCAUAUUUGGUGCGGCCGCAACAUACACUCGACAGGUUCCAAACGUUAAAAAGAAAUUCGAUUACGGAGCAAUGAUAUUCAUUCUCACGUUUAGCCUGGUUGUAGUGUCGGGUUUACGUGCUGAACAAGUGUUGGAAAUAGCCCGUGACCGUCUUUCCACAAUUGCCAUGGGCUUCGCUAUCUGCCUCUUUAUAAGUUUGCUCGUCUUCCCCAUUUGGGCUAGUGAUGAACUCCAUGACUCUUUAGUCGCCCGCUUCGAAGACCUUGCUGUCUCUCUCGAAGGGUUCUCCGAGGAGUACUUUGAAAAUGUCAAUGAGAAGGAGAAGUCUAGUUUUAAUUUCAGUAGUAAAUGCAAAUCAGUCCUGCAUUCCAAGACAAAGGAUGAAUCAUUGGUAAAUUUUGCAAGCUGGGAACCCUGGCAUGCAAAAUUUGGGUUUUGCUACCCUUGGGGAAUAUACCUAAAAUUAGGGGAAGAUUUAAGAGAUUUGGCUACAACUAUCCUUUCACUCAAAGGCUGCCUUAAAUCACCUACACAGCCAUCAGAAAGUAAUACCUGUCGUCAGCCGGUGAAGGAACCAUGUGAAGCAAUUGUAGCAUCACUAGCAUGGACACUAAGAGAACUGGGAGAAAGCAUAAAAAAGAUGAAAAAAUGUGGAUCCGAGGAUACCAUAGUACCCAAAUUGAAGACAGUGAGACAAGAACUAAGCCAAAUUCCGGGUCCUUCCACAUUGGGAACUAAUAAUUUGGAGAGAACUGAUGGGUUAGGAUUGGCUACCUUCAUGUAUUCGAUGGUGGAGAUGGUUGAAAAGAUGGAAGAAUUGGCAAAACAUGUGGAACAACUUGGACAACGUGGAGGUUUCAGUUAGAUUAAACUAUUUCAAGGUAUGUGCAUAUGUAUUGAUUGUACUGUACAUAUAAAUAGGUAUAUUACUCGUUGGCCGGCU